Messenger RNA from Cucurbita moschata (crookneck pumpkin), 2282 nucleotides. Its product is annotated as LRR receptor-like serine/threonine-protein kinase FEI 1. The coding region runs from base 282 to 2084 and encodes 600 amino acids. Gene Ontology annotation, molecular function: protein binding; protein kinase activity; ATP binding. The transcript has 13 exons. NCBI's taxonomy places the organism in Eukaryota, Viridiplantae, Streptophyta, Magnoliopsida, Cucurbitales, Cucurbitaceae. Gene Ontology annotation, biological process: protein phosphorylation. The record is from RefSeq and is a predicted model, not a curated record.
AUGAAUUUUGAAUCUCAAGACUUUUUUUUGAAUUUCAGCUUACGACAAACGGCUAUUGCACGAUUCCCCAUGCCCAUUCAAAAAUCUGUCCUCCUUCCUCAUCUAUAUUGUCAGAACAUAAAACCCUCUCACCUUAUUCGCUUUCAAUCCUUCUUCUCAACCAUUUUUUGAAACGGAUUCUUUCCCUGAGAUGAAUGAGCUCCGGUGACUCUCUUCUACAGCAACAGAUUCCUAAUCCCUAGAUUCGAUUUCUGGAAGGGGUUUCAAACUAUUAAUCCGAAAUGGGUCUUUCCAUCUGGGCCUUCUCCGCGAUUUUAGCAGCAACCCUUUUCAGCCACUGCUCCUUUUCGCUCACUGAAGAUGGUUUGACAUUGUUGGAAAUCAAAACUACUUUGAAUGACACUAAGAACGUCCUCGCUAAUUGGAGCCCUUCAGAUGAAUCUCCCUGCAAAUGGACUGGCAUUUCUUGCCAUCCCCAGGACUCUCGUGUUAGCUCAAUUAAUCUACCGUUCAUGCAACUAGCAGGGACUAUAUCUCCCAGCAUUGGUAAACUUAGUAGAUUGCAGAGACUGGCUCUCCACCAGAACGGAUUACAUGGAUAUAUUCCCAAUGAACUUGCCAAUUGUUCUGAACUUAGAGCCAUCUACCUGAGGGCUAACUAUCUCCAAGGUGGGAUUCCAUCAAAUAUUGGAAACCUUUCUUACCUCACCAUACUUGAUUUAUCAAGCAAUUCCCUUAAGGGAAGUAUACCAUCAUCAAUUGGUCGUCUCACAAACUUACGCAAUCUGAAUUUGUCUACCAACUUUUUCUUUGGAGAAAUCCCAGAUAUUGGAGUUCUAAGCACCUUUGGGAAUAACUCGUUCUUUGGUAAUCAAGAUCUUUGUGGUCGGCAAGUGAACAAGCCGUGUCGGACCUCACUGGGGUUUCCUGCUGUUUUACCACAUGCUGGAAGUGAUCAAGCUGCAGUUCCUGUGAAACGAUCCUCUCAUUACAUCAAAGGACUGUUAAUUGGUGCAAUAUCGACAGCAGGGUUCGUGUUGGUCAUACUUCUUGUACUCAUGUGGACUCGUUUGGUAUCCAAGAAAGAAAGAACUGCAAAGAGUUACUUGGAAGUUAAGAAGCAAAAUACUCGCGAAUCAAGUGCAAAGCUCAUUACAUUCCAUGGUGAUCUACCGUACCCGACGUGUGAGAUCAUAGAAAAGCUGGAGGCCCUUAAAGAAACAAAUAUUGUUGGCUCAGGAGGGCUCGGCACCGUGUAUCGGAUGGUCAUGAAUGAUCGUGAAGCGUUUGCUGUAAAGAAAAUUGAUAGGAGUCAAGAUGGUUCAGAUCAAGUAAUUGAAAGAGAAUUGGAGAUCUUGGGAAGCAUUAAACACAUAAAUUUAGUGACACUGCGUGGUUAUUGCAGGCUCCCUUCUUCAAAGCUUCUUAUAUAUGACUAUCUCGCAGCUGGUAGCUUGGAUGAUUUCUUACAUGAAUAUGGACCCGAAAGGUCUUUGGAUUGGAGUGCUCGGUUAAACAUAGCGCUCGGCUCCGCUCGAGGACUGGCAUACUUGCACCAUGAUUGCUGUCCAAAGAUUGUGCACUGCAACAUAAAAUCCAGCAACAUUCUUCUCGACAAGAACUUAGAGGCGCAUGUAUCCGACUUUGGUCUCGCAAAGCUUUCGGUUGAUGGGGAUUCCCAUGUCACAACUGUUGUUGCUGGCACAUUUGGUUAUUUGUCUCCAGAAUACUUGCAAAGUGGCAUAGGAACUGAGAAGUCUGAUGUUUAUAGCUUUGGAGUUCUGUUGCUGGAGCUUGUAACAGGGAAGAGACCCAGUGAUCCAUUUUUCUCAAAAAGGGGCUUAAAUGUUGUUGGUUGGUUGAACACACUCCGGGGAGAAGACCAAUUGGAGAACAUAGUGGAUAAUAGGUGCAAGAAUGCAGAUGUCGAAACUGUAGAAGUGAUUCUUGAAAUAGCAGCAAGGUGCACCAAUGGCAACCCGGCUAUGCGGCCUACAAUGAACCAAGUUCUGCAGCUGCUAGAGCGAGAGGUAAUGUCGCCCUACCCGAGCGAUUACUCCGAGUCUCACUCGGAUUAUUCGUGACCAACUGUAAGUUACUUCGAGGUUUGAGGUGUCUUGUUCACAGUUUGUGCAACAUGUUAAGAAACAGCUGCUGCCUGCAUAUUGUAUUCACUUUGUGUUAAGAAUCUCAACACAAGAACAUGUAAGUUUCAGUAGUACAUUCAUGACACUUCCCUCUGAUUUUGGGUUCUCUGCACAAAAUCUUGCUUCUCCUUACGU